AUGUUCUACCCUACUGUCCAAUCCUUCCCCACAGUGAUGUCUUUCAGUUCCCCUUCACCCAACAACACCUCACUUUCAUCUUCCAACUUCUUCCUCGACUACGUCUUGGAAAACUGCUUCAACAACACUGUUGGAUUAUAUAUCUUCACCACCUUCACCAUUGGCAGCACACUCCUUUUAGUCCCUCUCUGCCUCUUUGUCUUCUUCGUGGGACACCGACAAUCCCGACAGCAGGGCCCUGGUUGGAAGAUGAGCCACUCCGACGUCUUUACCUACCAUGCGGUCGCCGUAGAGCUGAUCAGCGUCUUUGGUAGCACCGUCCUGUGUUGUGGUAUUCACGCUUACCUCCCAGGCAUGAUAAUGUUCGGUGGCAUCUUUUAUUCUCUCAACAUACCUGGACAGAUGGUUUUUCAUUGCCUUACCGGCUUUGAGCGCUACCUGGCUGUUGUGCAUCCCAUCACCUACCGAAGCCUGAGGACGGCCAAGGGGAUGAGGAUCAGAGAUUUGACCGUUUGCUGUGCCUGGCUGUUCAGCUUCGCAUGGGCUGUCGCUGUAACCCUAAUUAAUAAGUUGAUUUUUGCCAUUACUGCAUUUUGUGUCACGGUUGUCUUCUUCCUCGUCAUCUCUUUCUGCAGCCUGUCCGUCUUGUGUAUUUUGACUCGUCCAGGGCCAGGAAAACAGGGUGGAAAGAGACAAGUUGACCAAUCAAAGAUGAGGGCGUUUUAUACCAUCUUAGCCAUACUUGGGUUGCUGAUGUUCAGGUUUGGGGGGAACAUGAUCUCUAUUACUUUGUACGCUGCUAUCAAGAUUUUGGAGAGGGGACUGUGUGAAAUGAUGUUGUCAGUAACCUGGUUCCUGUUGCCCAGCAGGCUGGUGUUACCUCUACUCUUCCUUCAUAGAGCGGGUAAACUGCUGUGCUGCAAAAGCAAAGACGGUCUUGGAUAA
Molecule: messenger RNA, 945 nt
Organism: Xyrichtys novacula (pearly razorfish)
Lineage: Eukaryota; Metazoa; Chordata; Actinopteri; Labriformes; Labridae
Source: the annotation of a GenBank genome assembly